AUGGAGAGACGACGUGUACCAUGGCGAGCCGAUUCGCCCUGCACCUCGUCCUCGCGUCCUCGCAUCGCAGCCAUGCCGGGUGCUGCUCGGGCGGACUGUUGGGCCACUCAGGAGCCGGACAACGCCCGCAUCAUCGGGACACUCCCCCUCGAGCUGUUCAGAAACAUCGUCGCCCGGCUGUCGACCGUCGACUUGGGUGCCCUCCGUCUGACCUGCCGGGCCAUGGAGCGGCAGCUCUUUGGCGACUUUGUCGGCGAGUUCUUCGUGAAGAAGCAGUUCAUGAUUGCCAGAAUCAGCCUCGCGGCUCUCCGCGACAUCUCCAGGAGCCGGCUGGGUCCUCAUCUGCGCCGUUUGCACAUCGGCAUGGAGCACUUCCCCCCGGGCCGUUACCGGCCCAUCUCGGACGAGAAGGAGACCCGAUACUGGGCGCUCUACGCCGAGAGUUUUGCGCUGUGGGCCGCGGGUGGGUAUGAACGCAUGCUCGUGGAAGCCUUCCGUCACCUCCCCAACCUCGAGGACGUCGUCUUGCGCAGCUUCAACUCGCCAACCCGCUUCAGGGAUGACUCUGCGUGGAGGAGCUACGGAUCGACGACGAUAUUCAGGCAGACGGGCGUGCGUCUGCGCCAACCCACCAUCCACACGUGCCAGUCGAGCCUCUCGGUGCAGUACUGCAACCAGGUGACGGCCCUCGUCCUUCGCGCCCUCGGCACCGCCGGUUCCAAGCCAAAGGGGUUCCAAGUCUUGGCUAGGCCGGAGAGACGGCUGCGAGAAUACGACUUCAUCAUCCCACGCUGCCCCGAAGCCUCGACGCUGCCGGUGCUCGACAGCCUCGAGCGGCUGCACCUCUCGCUCGAUUUCCUGUGGAGUUCGGGGGCGGAUUUUGGCGUGUCCUGGAAUCGCGAGUACCUGACCAGCCGUUCGACGGCAUCGUUUGUGCGCAUACUCCUGCGCCACUGCCUGAACCUGCGAGAUCUGCGCAUCAGCGAGGCCUUUGCGACCUUUGAUGCCGACUUUUCCGCCGGUCGCUUUCUCCAGUGGCUAGGCGCCGGCACGGAUGAGGAGCCGCCGGCUCCGGCACUGCCCGGCCUGCAGGACCUCAGCCUCGACUUCAUGAACGUGCAGGCCGGAUAG
Messenger RNA from Drechmeria coniospora, 1131 nucleotides. RefSeq lists its product as uncharacterized. The transcript has a single exon. The coding region runs from base 1 to 1131 and encodes 376 amino acids. The record is from RefSeq and is a predicted model, not a curated record. Gene Ontology annotation, molecular function: protein binding. Lineage: Eukaryota; Fungi; Ascomycota; Sordariomycetes; Hypocreales; Ophiocordycipitaceae.